AUGGCGCUGGCCGAGCUCUACACGCAGUACAAUAGGGUUUGGAUCCCUGAUAAUGAAGAAGUUUGGCAGUCUGCAGAAAUCACAAAAAACUACAAAGCUGGAGACCAUUUUCUCCAUGUGCAAUUAGAAGAUGGAAGUGAGCUGAGUUACCCUGUUGAUCCAGCUGCUUUGCCACCACUACGAAAUCCUGACAUCCUUGUUGGUGAAAAUGAUCUCACUGCACUCAGUUAUCUGCAUGAACCAGCUGUUCUACACAAUCUUAAAAUUCGUUUUGUGGAGUCUAAGCUUAUCUACACAUACAGUGGGAUAAUUCUGGUUGCAAUAAACCCCUAUAAGCAGCUGCCAAUAUAUGGAGAUGCCAUUAUCCAUGCAUAUAGUGGGCAAAACAUGGGGGACAUGGAUCCACACAUAUUUGCUGUGGCAGAAGAAGCAUACAAGCAAAUGGCAAGAAAUAACAAAAAUCAGUCUAUUAUAGUCAGUGGAGAAUCAGGAGCUGGAAAGACUGUGUCUGCAAGGUAUACUAUGAGAUACUUUGCCACUGUGAGUAAGUCAAGCAGCAAUGCACAUGUGGAGGAUAAAGUACUGGCAUCCAAUCCAAUAACCGAGGCUGUGGGCAAUGCAAAAACCACACGGAAUGAUAACAGCAGUCGAUUUGGAAAAUACACUGAAAUCAGUUUUGAUCGGAGUUACCAAAUCAUUGGAGCUAACAUGAGAACAUACCUGCUUGAGAAAUCCAGAGUUGUAUUUCAGUCAGAAAAUGAAAGGAACUACCAUAUAUUUUAUCAGUUGUGUGCAUCUGCUAUGCAGCCUGAAUAUGAACAUCUUAAAUUGGGAAGUGCAGAAGAAUUUAACUACACACGAAUGGGUGGCAGCACUGUAAUAGAAGGAGUUGAUGACAGAGCAAAUAUGGUGGAGACUCAGAAGACAUUUGCCUUACUGGGUCUGAAGGGGGAUUUUCAGAUGGAUGUUUUUAAAAUGCUGGCAGCAAUCCUGCACUUGGGCAAUGUGGAAGUAGCAGCUGUUGGAGAUGAAAGAUCAUCGAUCAGUAUGGAAGAUAAACAUCUCAGAAUAUUCUGUGAGCUUCUGGAUUUAAACUGUGACAAAAUGGCCCGGUGGCUGUGCCACCGAAAGAUUGUCACCACCUCCGAGACCGUGGUAAAGCCAAUGACAAGGGCCCAGGCUGUCAAUGCCAGGGAUGCUCUGGCAAAGAAGAUCUACUCCCAUUUAUUUGACUUCAUUGUGGAAAGAAUUAACCAAGCUCUGCAGUUCCCUGGCAAGCAACACACUUUCAUUGGUGUUUUGGAUAUUUAUGGAUUUGAAACGUUUGAUGUGAACAGUUUUGAACAAUUUUGUAUCAAUUACGCUAAUGAAAAACUACAGCAGCAAUUUAACCUGCAUGUCUUUAAACUUGAACAAGAAGAAUAUAUGAAGGAAGAUAUCCCAUGGACUUUAAUAGACUUUUAUGACAACCAGCCUGUCAUUGACCUUAUUGAAGCUAAAAUGGGAAUUUUAGAACUUCUGGAUGAAGAAUGCUUGUUGCCUCAUGGAAAAGAUGAAAACUGGCUUCAAAAGCUGUAUAAUAAUUUUGUCAAUAAAAAUGCACUCUUUGAAAAGCCAAGGAUGUCAAACACUUCUUUCAUCAUUCAACACUUUGCUGAUAAGGUAGAAUAUAAAUGUGAAGGAUUUCUGGAAAAAAACAGAGAUACAGUACACGAAGUAUUGAUUGAAAUCUUGAAAGAGAGCAAGUUUCAUCUGUGUGCAAAUUUUUUUCAAGACAGUCCAGUGUCCGUUUCGCCUUUCAGUUCAACUAUAAACAUCAAAUCUGCCAGACCUGUUCUGAAAUCACCCAACAAACAGCUCCGGACGACUGUGGGCAGUAAGUUCCGGAAUUCUUUGUCUUUACUUAUGGUGACACUCAAUGCAACCACUCCUCAUUAUGUGAGAUGCAUAAAGCCAAAUGAUGAGAAAUUGCCUUUUGAGUUUGAUUCCAAGAGAGUUGCUCAGCAGCUGCGAGCAUGUGGUGUUUUGGAAACUAUUCGGAUUAGUGCACAGAGCUACCCAUCCAGGUGGACUUACAUUGAGUUUUUCAGCCGUUACAGCAUUCUCAUGACACAGCAGGAACUCUCCAUAAAUGACAAGAAACAGAUUUGCAAGAUUGUUUUGCAGAGGCUGAUCCAGGAUCAUAACCAAUAUCAGUUUGGGAGAACCAAAAUUUUUUUCAGAGCGGGACAGGUUGCUUACUUGGAGAAGCUGCGCUCAGACAAGCUGAGGCAGGCGUGCAUCCUGCUCCAGAAGCGUGUCCGGGGCUGGCUGCAGCGGAGGAGGUUCCUGGGCAUGCGGAGAGCGGCGCUCACGCUGCAGCAGUACUUCCGCGGGCAGCGCACGGUCAGGCAAGCUAUAACUGCAAGAAAUCUGAAGCAAACAUGGGCAGCCAUCAUUAUUCAGAAAUACUGUCGGGGUUACCUCGUCCGUAGACUUUGCCAGCUCAUCCAUGUGGCUGCUGUAACAAUACAAGCUUACACAAGAGGAUUUCUAGCAAGAAAAAAGUAUCGGAAGAUGCGUGAAGAGCAGAAGGCUGUGGUCCUCCAGAAAUAUGCCCGAGCGUGGCUCGCCAGGCGCCGGUUCCAGAACAUUCGGCGCUUUGUGUUGAAUAUCCAGCUUUCAUACAGAGUUCAGCAGCUGCAGAAAAAGAUAGAAGAGCAGAGUAGAGAAAAUCAUGGUUUGCUGGAACGGUUGACCAAUCUGGCUUCAGCUCAUAUGAAUGACGUGGAUACAAUUCAGAAACUUGAAUCAGAACUUGAAAAAUUAACUGCUCAAAAGAGAACAUAUGAAGAGAAAGGGAAAAAAUAUAAAGAGGACAGUGAACAGAAGAUCUUAAAACUUGAGAAUCAGAAUAAAGAAUUACAAGAACAGAAGGAGACCUUAGAAAUAAAACUUCAAGAAAAAACCGAGGAAAUGAAAGAGAAAAUGGAUGACCUCACACAGCAACUCUUCAAUGAUGUACAAAAAGAAGAAAACCAGCGAAUGAUACUUGAGAAAAAUUUCCAAAACCAGAAGCAGUACUAUGAAAAGGAGAUUGAAUUGCUCAAGGGAGAAAUGAAGAUUCUGAAAGAAGAAAAAACUCAGCUACAGCAACAAAUUCAGCAAGAAAUUAUCAUUCAGGACGGCUUGAAAAUGGAAGUAGGACAACUUACAAAACAAGCACAGAAAAUUCCUGAGUUGCAAAAGGAAAUCGAACUUCUUCAGACACAGAAAUUGGAUGUUGAAAAGCAGGCCCACUCACAGAAGAGAGAAUUGAGGGAAAAGAUGUCAGAAGUUACAAAGCAGCUUCUUGAAAGUUAUGAUUUUGAAGAUGUAAGAAGCAGACUCUCUACAGAGGAUCUGGAACACUUAAAUGAGGAUGGAGAACUGUGGUUUGCUUACGAGGGCUUGAAAAAAGCCACAAGAGUAUUGGAAAGCCAUUUCCAGUCUCAGAAAGAAAUAUAUGAGAAAGAGAUUGAAGGUUUGAACUUUAAAGUUGAACAUCUUAGUCAAGAUAUUAAUCAUCUACAAAAAUUAUUCCGAGAGGAAAAUGACAUAAAUGAUGGCAUUCGGCUUGAAGUUAGCAGGCUAACUUCAGAAAAUCUGGUAAUCCCAGAUCUUAAGCAGCAAGUUGCUGAACUUGAAAAUCAAAAAUUAGAUCUUGAAAACCGUCUUCAAGAGCAGACCAUAAAGUUGAAAGAGAUGUCAAAUCGGCUGCAUUAUGAGCUGGAACGGGAUAGGACACAAAGACGAACUACUGAGGUCCAGAAUGAAGCAGACAUAAAAGAAAAAGAGAGUCUGAAGGACACAAUCCAGGGAACUGAGGGGCUGAGCAAUGGUUUGAUGCAAGAUGAAAUCCAGGGUGAACUACAAAGCAAGAUAAAGCAAGUGACAACUCGACUUGCUGUAGAAAACAUGGAUCUUGAAGAAAAGCUAGACAUGAAAGACAGGAUAAUAAAAAAAUUAGAAGAUCAGAUCAAAACUCUGACCAAGACUAUUGAAAAAUCUGAAGCCCAUGUGCCCACUGUGCCCAAAGAGUACAUUGGAAUGAUGGAGUACAAAAAAGAGGAUGAAGAAAGGAUCAUUCAGAAUCUGAUCCUCGAUUUAAAGCCACGUGGAGUUGUAGUUAAUAUGAUACCUGGCCUUCCAGCUCACAUCCUGUUCAUGUGUGUGAGGUAUGCAGAUUACCUGAACGAUGCUGACAUGCUGAAGUCUUUCAUGAAUGUAACCAUUGAUGGCAUCAAACAGGUUGUUAAGGAACAUUCAGAAGACUUUGAGAUGUUGUCCUUUUGGCUUUCCAACACAUAUUAUUUUCUUAACUGUUUGAAGCAGUACAGUGGGGAAGAGGAAUUCAUGAAGUAUAACACUCCACGUCAGAAUAAGAACUGUUUGAAGCAUUUUGAUCUCUCAGAAUACAGACAAAUUCUCAGUGAUUUGGCCAUUCAAAUAUAUCACCAAUUCAUUAUUGUAAUGGAGAACAACAUUCAGCACAUGAUUGUACCAGGCAUGCUGGAAUAUGAAAGUCUUCAAGGAAUUUCUGGCUUGAAACCUACGGGGUUCCGUAAACGUUCUUCUAGUAUAGAUGACACGGAUACCUACACUAUGACCUCUAUCUUGCAGCAGCUCAGCUAUUUUUAUAGCACUAUGUGUCAGAAUGGCUUGGACUCUGAGCUCUUAAAGCAGGCAGUGAAGCAGCUUUUCUUUCUGAUUGGAGCUGUCACCCUCAAUAGCCUCUUCCUCCGCAAGGACAUGUGCUCCUGUAGAAAAGGAAUGCAGAUAAGAUGUAAUAUCAGCUACUUGGAAGAAUGGCUUAAGGACAAGAAUCUUCAAAGCAGCAAUGCCAAAGAAACUUUGGAGCCCCUGUCUCAAGCAGCCUGGCUCCUUCAGGUUAAAAAGAUCACAGAUGAUGAUGCCAAGGAAAUAUGUGAACACUGCACAUCUCUUUCUACUGUGCAGAUAGUUAAGAUCCUGAACUCAUACACUCCAAUAGAUGACUUUGAGAAAAGAGUGACUCCGUCGUUUGUUCGGAAGGUCCAGGCUAUGCUGAACAACCGUGAGGACGUUCCACAGCUGAUGCUUGAUACCAAGCAUCUCUUUCAAGUGACUUUUCCUUUCACCCCCUCUCCACAUGCUUUGGAACUGAUACAAGUCCCCAGCAGCUUCAAACUUGGCUUUCUCACGAGGGUUUAAUAAAACAAGUGAAUUAGUAUUUCCUCAGAGACUCUAUAAAGACAGCACUUUCAUGGUUCAUUUCACCAGCUGGUGGAUAGUAUGGCAGCACGCAGUGAAUGAAGCUGUUAAAAACUUGCUCGUUGGUCAAGACUUGAAGACUAGGAGUAAUUUUGUCUUGUUAUUUCCUUCUCCCUUUACUUGCUCUUCUUUCUUCAUUUCAGUCCUACAAGAAUAACUUUAUAUCAUCACCUGGACACAAAGCUUAGCAUACAGUUUUUAGUCCACACCUGACAAGAAAAGCAUUUAUCUGACAAGUUUGCAUUGCUGCCCUGUCAGCAGCAGUCAGAGGGGAAGACUGGCAUGUGAUAGAUGUUACUGCUUUACAAUUUUCUUUGCCUUCAGUUCCUGUAAUGAGAGAGGUUUUUUUUCUUCCCAAGGCAAUUCUAUUCUUUGCCUUGAUAUACUGGCUCUGUUUGAGACUGGCUUUCACCUUUCUGUUUACAGGGGAACUGAGAUCAGUCUAAGAGAAUGGCUGUUACAAACCCACAAUGUGUUUUUGUAGGCAGGCUGGCUCAGCUCUCUGAGUGCUUGCAUUGUAGCUCAGGCACUCUGCACAGCUCUUUGGCCAGGGCAAGGACUCAGGUGCUCUUCUUGGAGACAGGUUUCAGUUUUGUUCUCUACAGUGCCAAGUUUGGAUUCAAUAUCAGUUAUUGUGAUAGGAAAGUUAGAUAUAAAAUUCGUGCUAUGAUCCAGGUUUGAAGUACAAGCUUGGUUCUCUGAAAGGCAGGAGUCAUCUCCUGGUUUGGUUCCAUCCGCAGUGCAAUGCAUUUCAGAAUACACACUGAGUAUGCACACAUCACCUUUCUGCCUUUCUCAUUUUGCUGGUUUCCCUCCUCCAGUCCAGAGACUGAAUAGGAGGAGAUGCAGCAACUGUGGUCUGGUGUUAAUGAUAAACCAAGCUUAAUUCCUUACAUUUCACCUUUACUUACGUAAUUUCAGUUGCAGGAUCCUUAAAUGCAGGAAUAGUCUCCUUUCUGCUUUGUUCAGCCUUCUCCCUGUGGUCAGGGAGUAAAACAGUAACUUUAUUUAGUUCUGGACCCUGUCAGAACAGGGGAAAUAGCAUUCACCUCACCACAAGGGUGACUGUCCUUAAAUAGGUAACUAAUGCUGGGUUUCUAGCUACUCUGUUUGCCAUAGUUAUUAAAAUCAAGUACUAAAGCUCUGAAAUAGCUAAAAGAAUUAUAAUGAAUUGAGUUAAUUUAAGGAACAAUUUCUUUGAUUUUUUUUUAUUAUUACUACAGUGUUAGUUAGUACUUGUUUAAUUUCACAAACAACCUUUAAGCAUAAAGAGGGAAUCAUUCUUGCUUUUUAGUGUUCUUGGUGCUUACCAUGUACAGUGUCAUAUUCCUCAUGAUAUCCACAGAGAUAGAGUCAAAAUAUAUGAAGGAAGCAUUUUGUGUUUUGUUCAAUAACAAUAAAAGCUGUACAAAAGAUCAUACAUGUAGGUAGACUAUUUUAACAUAUUAAAUAAAGUAGUUUUAAAUCAAUUUGUAGUUCUUUGUGUAAUGCAAUAGUUAUGUUUUCAGUAUGGAAUCAUUUGAAAUAAGUUACUUGGAACUAUGUGAACAUUUGUGAGUGUUGUCAGUCUUGUACUGCACCAGAAACAUUUAUUUAAUUUAGUUGCUUUGCUGUAACAUUGUGUCUCUUCCUGUCAGCAUUGUGUGCUGUCCUUGGCUCCUCAUGAAUUUCUGGAAAUAGUUUAAUGGAAGCAACUUUUGUUGCUGCAAAUUGUGCACAGCCUUUUUUUGCAGUUCCUGGAGCUGUCUGUGUGUUACCUGGGCUGAUGUGAGGAAAAUCACAGCCCACUCUUGCAUCCACAUCACAGAGAAGUGUCAAGGUGUCUGUGCUGUUGUGACAAAAAUUGUUGAUCAAGGAAAACUGUUCUGACAAUUUGAUGCUUUGUUACUUUGAGAGCUUUGUGUGAAGUGUGCUAUUAAUGCUGUGUAUACAAACAACAGGGUAUAUUUUUAAAACAAAGUUUAAAAUUAGCCAGCUUACUGUAUGCUCUCAGAACUUAUCUUGCUUUUGCUAAUAUUAAUGUCUUCAGCCAGAAUUUAAGUGAAAAAUUA
This is a messenger RNA of Vidua macroura (Pin-tailed whydah), 7322 nucleotides long. It is a transcript of the gene MYO5C, whose product is annotated as myosin VC. Lineage: Eukaryota; Metazoa; Chordata; Aves; Passeriformes; Viduidae. Gene Ontology annotation, molecular function: microfilament motor activity; ATP binding; actin filament binding. The record is from RefSeq and is a predicted model, not a curated record. The coding region runs from base 1 to 5211 and encodes 1736 amino acids. Gene Ontology annotation, cellular component: myosin complex; vesicle; actin cytoskeleton. Gene Ontology annotation, biological process: actin filament organization; vesicle transport along actin filament. The transcript is spliced from 41 exons.